Molecule: messenger RNA, 3252 nt
Organism: Psammomys obesus (fat sand rat)
Lineage: Eukaryota; Metazoa; Chordata; Mammalia; Rodentia; Muridae
Gene: Lrrc20
Product: leucine rich repeat containing 20
Exons: 5
Coding region: 140-697 (185 amino acids)
Molecular function (GO): protein binding
Source: RefSeq, a predicted model, not a curated record
GGAACUUGCACCGGGUGCUGGCGGCCGCCGAGGGAGCUUGACUGCUCGGCGCCAGGCUCUAGGACGCAUUGUCGCGGCACAGACCCCUUUGUGAGAAGCAGGCCGGCCUGGAGGCUGGGAGCAGAACACCCACGUCUGCAUGCUGAGGAAGAUGGGAGAGGCCGUGGCCAGAGUUGCGAGGAAGGUCAACGAGACAGUGGAAAGUGGCUCCGACACCCUGGACCUGGCCGACUGCAAGCUUGUUUCUUUCCCCAUCUGCAUCUACAAGGUCCUGAGGAAUGUCUCUGACCAGAUCCAUCUCAUCACACUGGCCAACAAUGAACUCAAGUCCCUCACCAGCAAGUUCAUGACCACCUUCAGUCAGCUUCGAGAGCUACACCUGGAAGGCAACUACCUCUGUCGGCUCCCCAAUGAGGUCAGCAGCCUGCAGCACCUCAAGACCAUCAACCUGUCCCGGAACCAGUUUCAAGACUUCCCCGAGCAGCUGACCACCUUGCCAGCACUGGAGACUAUCAACCUGGAGGAGAAUGAGAUAGUGGCAGAUGUUCCGGUGGAGAAGCUGGCCACCAUGCCAUCUCUUCGAGUCAUCAACCUGCGUCUCAACCCACUGAGUGCUGAGGUGCGCGUCAUUGCCCCGCCACUCAUCAAGUUUGAUAUGCUCAUGUCUCCAGAGGAUGCACAGGCCCCUCCACCUUAGGACACACUCUCAGUGCUCACCCAGCAAGGGACAAAGGCUACUGGCCUGCCACCCUGAGAGGAGGGAGGCCCAUGGGAGGCCAAGCUUGGGGUGCGGGGUGGGUGGGCAAGACAGCAUACAGCAGGAGGGGCACAGCUAAGCCAGGGUGGGUAGCUUAGUACUGUAGUGAGCCCUGGUGCUCCAGAGAGAGGAAGUAGGUGGAGCUAGAGCCUGGGCUCGGGCACUCAUGCUGCUGUGCUGACUUGGGCAGGUCUCUUGUUCUCUCUGGACUUGAUUACUUGGGAGGAGGAAGGGUCAUGGAGAGCCUUUCCUGCUUGGGACCCCCUCAGAGGUUCUGUCUCACAUCAUCAGACACCCUCUGAGCUCAUGGAUGUGCCUCGCUGGGCAUUUCAUGGACCUUAUGAUUUGAAGCUUCUUCCUAGUGUAAGAGCCUGUUGCCAUCCUGAGAGCAGACCACCUCUAUCUAUUUAUUGCCUUCUGAGGACUGAACACAGUGACACCCUUCUUGGUGCCAUGUCCUGGCCAUCGGGGUCCUUGCACUGGUCAGAGGCCGACCCUGCCUAGACCCUGUGGUUGGGCCCUGUGGCAGGAGUUUGUAUGAAGGACCCCAUGGACAUCUGGCCAGGGUACAGAGGGGCAGCUCCUGGCAACUCAUUCUUGUCACAAGACAUUGUGGGGAGGACAUUCUAUGGACGCUGCUCUAUCCCUCCCUGAGAACUGUCUGAGGUAACCUGGCAUCACCCACAGGGCCACAGGUGAGGUGGCCUAGAGAAGACAAAGCCAUCUGCACCUGUGACUCUGACCUGAGAUCUUGGGUGACCUCCUUCACCGUGGCCUUUCUCUUGUGGCCUCCCUCUGGCAGCAACCUGGUUGCCUGGCCCUGGCUCAGUAACAUCAACCUCAAGGCCAUCACCAUAAUCACCAGUGACUUGCCAUCUUGAGGACCUUUGCCCGUGACCUGGGGGGUAGCUGUCCCAUUGUGCCUAGAACUGUGGCAUUUCCCAGGAGGUGGUUGGGUCCUUGCCCCCUGGUAAGGCCUGUACUUGGGGAUAUCUCUGACCCCUCAAUCUGUAUGUGUCUACCUCCUCACCUGAGCAGCAGGUUUAUCAGCUGCCCUCCCCCCAGGCCUGCCUAGUCGACACCUUUGUGUAGAUCUGUGAAGGCCAUGGAGGCGCCAGGACACAGGCAGUGCUGGGCCACUUUGUCGCUAAGGUUUCACAGUUUAGAAUUUAACACUUGCUCAGAGAAGAAAUCCAUCAAAGAGUUUGUCUGGGUCCCUGUCCCCUCACACUUAGUAAGGUUGCCACAGGAGCAUUGCUGGCACACACCACUGAAGGCUGUGUAUCCUAAGAAAAACUGUCCAUUCUGCUCUCAUCCAGAGGCUAGUCAGCCAGACAAGGAGGUAGACAUGGGUCAAGCAAGGGCCAGGUGCAGCGAAGACCGGACUGGCUCCUUCCACCCUGGGUCUCUGACUUGGGGGUUUGAUCUUGUUGAAGAAGAGGGGGUCUUCUCUGGGAUGUCAGGGGUACCCUAUGGUUGGAGGCUGGCAUGUGUGGACAGGCUAACACCAGCUUGCUGGAAAUGCAACCUCCUGUGGUGCACACCUGUGAUCCCAGCCCUUGGGAGGCUAAGACUGUAGGUGUGUGGGCGUGAGGCCAGCCAGUGCUGCAUACCGCAAGCCUGUGUCAACGCAACAGCAGCAGCAGGCGAACAAAAAUAGUGACAAAGAGAAGAUAGUGUUAUACACGGUGGUGCCCACUGAUAAUCCCAGCCCUCAGAGAACAGAAGCAGAAGGGUCAGGAAUUCUAGGCCAGCCUCUGCCUAGAGUAAAGAAUCCAUGGGCUGUGUGAGACCCUCUUCAGUAAAGUAAAAGGGAAACUAAAGUGUAGACUCUCAGACCUUACAGUAGUGUUUAGGUUUUUCUUUUCUUUCUUUCUUUUUUUUUUUUUUUUUUUUUAAUAAGACAGAGUUUUUCUGUGUAGCCUUGGUUGUCCCGGACUCACUCUGUAGACCAGGCUGGCCUCAAACUCACAGAGAUCCACCUGCCUCUGCCUCCCUGAGAGCUGGGAUUACAGGUGUGCACCAGCGUGCCAAGCUUGGAGCUGUGUCUUAACAAGAACCAUAGCGGACUCCUUCGGGAAUGUCAGUUUUAAGAAUCAGCCGAGGUGGACUGGGUGUGUCCUCACAGUGCGGAGUGAAGGGUGUCCCCCUACUUCCAUGGCUCUGAGGAACAGCCAUAAUGUGACUGGUACCUGCUAACUCAGCACUGGGGGCCCCUUCGCAUCUUAAAUAGUUUCUCAGUCUUCUUGUCGCUGGAAUGGUCAUGAUUUCGGUCACCGGAUGACGGUCAGGUGUGCUCUGUUCCCCCCCCCCCCCCCCCGUUAUCCCUGCAUGCCAAGCGGGGUUGCGCCUGGAAGUUGUUCUCUACGCUGCCUAGCCAUUACUUUCUGGCCGGUCAGGGCAAGCUUGGGCAGUCAGAAACCUCCGGAUCCAGGCUUACAGUGUGAAAAAGCACUUUGCUUCAGUCUGCAAUAAAGGAUGUUGUGUCAGUCUCA